AGCUAAACUCUGCAGGACACCGGCCCUCCAGGACCGAGUUUGGGCAGCCCUGGUUAAUGAGGAUCUGCUCUGUUCGUUUAGCUCGUCAUUCGGCUAGAUUCGAAAGAUUCGAGUCACUCCUCAUGAAUCAAAACCCCCAACACUAGUCAGACAGAGCCGUUGUCGGACCUCCCCGUCACCAGAUGGCGGGCGCGUCAAGCACCAGCACCAGCCUUAAAGCUUCUUCCGCCGCUGUUGUUCCAGUCUCCGCAAAAAUGGCCGCGGUCGGACGUUUAUCCCAGAAGCUCCUGAAGUCAGCUGGGCUGACCCAAACCCGUCAGCUUUCGGCUGCAGCAGCAGCUCACGGCGAACAAGCAGCCAAGACCUGGAAGAUCCUGUCAUUUGUGGUGGCGCUGCCUGGAGUCGCGGUGUGCAUGCUGAACAUGUACCUCAGGGCUCAACAACACAGCCAUGAGCAGCCGGAGUUCAUUCCCUACAGCCACCUGCGCAUCCGCAGCAAGCGUUUCCCAUGGGGUGACGGCACCAAGUCUCUCUUCCACAACCCUCACGUCAAUGCCCUCCCUGACGGCUACGAGCAUCAUGAUGAGUGAAGGCUUUUAGGAGCUCUACCAGAACUCCCCUACAGGGACCAGAGAUUUCCCUGGACAUCUGUCCAGGGCUGGACCACUCCUCAGUUUCUUUCAGUUUACAUGACAUCUGUCCAGUAUGUUGAUUUUACCUCUGUGCUUUCCACACCUAGUGGAAAUACCGUAUGAAAACCGUUACAUUUGCUUAAGGACCAUGUUAUCACAUUGUCUGCUUAAACUGAAAUUAAAAUCUAUUCAUUAAAUUAUAAACCGUGUUAGAAGUCUCAUUUUUGAAGAGAGUGACUGAGUGGGUCAGAUCCUGAGAUACAUCAUUGUGUUUUACUUGUUUAAAUGCUGUAUUGAGUGAAGAAGAGAAAUGCAUUAAAGAAACACGUUUUUAAAAACUGCUUAAGGAUUUAUGAAGUGUGUGUAAAAUUAUAUUCAUAGGUGC
Molecule: messenger RNA, 1017 nt
Organism: Sinocyclocheilus rhinocerous
Lineage: Eukaryota; Metazoa; Chordata; Actinopteri; Cypriniformes; Cyprinidae
Gene: cox6a1
Product: cytochrome c oxidase subunit 6A1
Exons: 4
Coding region: 183-590 (135 amino acids)
Biological process (GO): mitochondrial electron transport, cytochrome c to oxygen
Cellular component (GO): respiratory chain complex IV; mitochondrial inner membrane
Molecular function (GO): enzyme regulator activity
Source: RefSeq, a predicted model, not a curated record